AUGGUAAAGAGAAGGCAAAAGAACAAGGUAAAGAACAGGCAAAAGAACAAGGUAAAGAACAAGAAAAAGAGCAUGGUAAAGUACAUGCAAAAGAAUAUGGUAAAGAACACGCAAACGAACAUGGUAAAGAGCAAGCAAAAGAAUAAGGUAAAGAACACGCACAAGAACAAGGAAAAGAGCAGGGAAAAGAACAAGGUAAAGAAAUGGCAGAAGAACAAGCAAAUUGAUCUUCUUAUAAAUAAUUAUUGGGUGUACCUAUUUGCACACCCAUUUGCCUAUUGGCACACCAAAAAGAGCAAUUCUAAUUCUGAUCUUUCCCCCAUGCAAGGGCGGAUCCAGCCUACAUUUGUGGGUUCCCAGGAACCCAAUGCGUUUGGAAAAAAACGGAAAAGAUUUGUGAGAACCAAGGUUAAAGAUUUAUAUGGUCAUUUGGAAUUCGGACAAAAGAAGCAUUCGUCGUUUCUAGUUAGAAGCAUUUCUGUUGAUAAACAAGCCUUAGUUUCUGUUGAUCGCAAUUCGAAUCGGAUAGCUAAAGCUACAAUGACGCAGAAACAAAUUAGUGAUUUAGAAGAGGAAUUGAAGAAACGGGAUGCUUCUAUAGAGCGAUUUACGAAACAGAUUCGGGAUCUGGAAAAUGAACUGGAGAAAACUAAGCAAUCAGAAUCACAAAUGUUGGAAUCAUUGAUGUUUCAAACCCAACAAAUCGAGCAAACUAAAAUGGACUUGGAAGAGUCUAAGCAAGAUGUCAUAGCCCUACAAGAAAAGCUCGAUAACCUUCAAGCAGGUGGUAGAAACGGGUUCGAUCGGAGGGGUGAUAUGGAUUCAUCUUCGAAUACGAAAGCCCUGAGAGACGAAAUCGCAAUGUUGCGAAAAGAAGUGAGAAUAGCACAAGAAGCUGAGGAGAGAAGCAAGAAAGCUAUGGAUGAUUUAGCAUCGGCUUUAAGCGAAGUAGCGAUGGAAUCUAGUAGCGCAAGCGAAAAGCUACGGUUAUCGGAAGAACAAGCAGCCCAUUUGAAAAAGGAAAUCGAGCGAUUACAUGAAGAACUCGAGUUACAAACGGAGACAGCUGAACGGAUAAGAGUAGAAUCUGAAGAACAUGUUCUUGCAUGGACCGCGAAAGAAAUGGGAUUCAUAAGUUGUAUAAAGAAAGCCGAUGAAGACAUCGCAUCACUAAAACACGAUAACCAUAGACUAAACGAGGCUUUAGUUGCAGCUGAGAACACCACAAGAAUUGCUAGAGAAGAAGCUUUCAAACUGAGGGAUCAUGUGAAACAAGCUCUAAAUGAGUCAUCAGUUGCUAAAGAAGCUGCAACCAUCGCUCAAGCCGAGAAUACAGAACUUAAAGACUUAUUAGCCGAGAAGGAAGAAUCUGUACACUUCCUCACGAAAGAAAACGAACGAUUAAGAAUCAAUGAAGUUGCAGCUCGCGAAAACGUCAAGGAAUUUAAAAGAUUACUAGCAGCAAAAGCCGAAGCUAAUAAGUUUUACGAAGAACACACUGACGUUUUCAACUCCCCAGAUUCUAUGCUUUAUGAAGACCAUCUAGAUGGAAGAAAUACACCGCGACAAAUGUUUCACUUUGAUUUUAGUGAGUUUAAAGCGUUUAACAAAGAAGAUGAAGACAUGAUGUUUUACCAUGAAGACGAUAAUGUGACAGAAAUUGUUGUAGAUGAUGAUCCUGAGAAAGCUGAAGCGCUUAAAGGGUCGAUCUUCGAUACUAGCGUGUCACCUACAUCAGAACCACACACGCCAGAAUCGAAAGGACAGCAAAAGGCUGCAACAGGCUUUGAAGAUUUGGGUGGGUCAAGUCAGCUUGAAGAAGAAGAGCAUAGUGUGCAUGGUGGUACUAGUGGUCACCACCACCACCACCAUCAUACGGAAGAUGGUGAUGACAAGGGCUCCUAUAUGUAUGGUCUUUAUAACCGAAAGAAACUGUUUAGGAAGAUCGGAGAACUUAUAGUUGGGAAAAAUGAAGCCAAAAAAGAAGGGUCAACGGAGCAAGGUAAAGAACAAGCAAAGGAACAAGGUAAGGAACAGGCAAAAGAAGAUGGCAAAGAACAUGCAAAAGAACAAGGUAAAGAACAGGCUAAAGAACAUGGUAAAGAACAAGGUAAAGAACAGGCAAAAGAACAAGGUAAAGAAGAUGUAAAAGAACAAGCAAAAGAACAUGGUAAAGAAGAAGGUAAAGGACAAGUAAAUUGA
Helianthus annuus (common sunflower) is the source of this 2202-nucleotide messenger RNA. RefSeq names its product putative WEB family protein At1g65010, chloroplastic. Bases 1 to 2202 code for a protein of 733 amino acids. The transcript has 7 exons. NCBI's taxonomy places the organism in Eukaryota, Viridiplantae, Streptophyta, Magnoliopsida, Asterales, Asteraceae. The record is from RefSeq and is a predicted model, not a curated record.